CCAUUAGUAAUUAGGAUCAAAUUACUUGUUGUCCCUCCCUCCCCUUUGCUUCCCUUAUCCAACCAAUCCUUUCAUUUCCAAGCCCUUGCUCAUAUUUGCCCUCGCCAUGGCGCUGCAACCGUUCUCACCUGCUACUACUGCAACUCGGUCUCUUCACUCGAGGAUAUUUGCAUCCCUACCCUUAAGAACAGAUCCCUAUCAAAGAAGAGAAAACCACACCAGACAUCUUUGUGUGCAUGCAAAAGUACUGAGUUCCACUGCAAACUGUGUAAGAUUACAAGAGGGUACUGGUGCUUUCUCUAGCAGGUCACCGACUGCUAAACAAAUUGUUAAAAAGAGAACAGGAGUUAUUAGGUUUGCAACCAUUGAAGAAAUUGAAGCGGAGAAAUCCUUGAUUGAGAAGGAUGUCAAAGGGAGGAUGGAAAAGACCAUAGAAACAGUUCUUGGGAAUUUUAAUGCAGUGAGGACAGGGAGAGCAAAUCCUUCUAUGCUUGACCGUGUUGAGGUUGAGUACUAUGGAAGUCCAGUUAGCUUAAAGAGCAUUGCUCAGAUCAGCGCUCCAGAUGCAAGUUCUCUUCUCGUACAACCAUAUGACAAGUCAAGCAUGAAAGUUAUUGAAAAGGCCAUAGUCAGUUCGGAUCUUGGUUUAACCCCAAACAAUGAUGGUGAAGUUAUACGGUUGAGCAUUCCUCAACUCACUUCUGAGAGAAGAAAGGAGUUAUCAAAAGUAGUUGCUAAACUGGCCGAGGAAGGAAAGGUUGCUAUAAGAAAUAUAAGGAGAGAUGCAAUAAAAGCCUAUGAGAAACUUGAGAAGGAGAAAAAACUUUCAGAAGAUAAUGUCAAAGAUCUGUCAAGUGAUUUGCAGAAGGUGACUGAUGUGUACAUGAAAAAGAUUGAGACAAUCCAGAAACAGAAGGAGAAGGAACUGCUGUCUGUAUAAGCUUUGAAAAUCAAGAGACUGAUUUCCAGGUUUGAGUGACUGUAGUGGCAGUUCAUGGGCAAGCCUUACACGGAAUUUCAGCGGAUGAGUCUACUCGUCUUUCCUUUUUAUGCAAAAUGUUGCUUAGGUGAAGAACUAUAAUUGUCUCCUGUUCUCUGGAGUUUUUUUGCUUUAAUCCUUGUCGAAGUUUUUGGAAUAUCUUGAAUGUUGUAAUAUAAUGGGGGAUGGAGUUCUUACAUGAAAUGACAUGCCUUUCUCAAAGUAAACGUUGUCUGCUCAA
Messenger RNA from Asparagus officinalis (garden asparagus), 1220 nucleotides. Its product is annotated as ribosome-recycling factor, chloroplastic. Gene Ontology annotation, molecular function: ribosomal large subunit binding. Gene Ontology annotation, biological process: plastid translation. The transcript is spliced from 12 exons. Lineage: Eukaryota; Viridiplantae; Streptophyta; Magnoliopsida; Asparagales; Asparagaceae. Bases 107 to 940 code for a protein of 277 amino acids. The record is from RefSeq and is a predicted model, not a curated record. Gene Ontology annotation, cellular component: chloroplast.